Chara braunii is the source of this 2093-nucleotide messenger RNA. Lineage: Eukaryota; Viridiplantae; Streptophyta; Charophyceae; Charales; Characeae. The record is from the annotation of a GenBank genome assembly.
AUUAGUGAAGUUGUGGGUGAAGUCGACGUGGUGAGGAGGUGGAGCGUACUUACCGCUGUGCCGAUCUCUCGCCAUGGAUGAUUACCCGAUGUUUGCUCUCCUUUUCAUGUCCAUCAUAUGGCGGCCCCUCCUACAGUUCAUUUUUCCGCUGGGUUUCCACCGGACCAUUAGGAUGACCGUGGUCACAAAGUCCGAUAGAGUCACUGAGCCAUACACAGCGGAGGAAAAGACAGAGAUAAACCGGCGGUUGAAAGAGAAAAAGGAGGAGAAAACAAAUAAGAGAGAGGAAGAGUUGAGAAAGAAGAUGGAGAUGGAGAGGAAGAAGUUGGAGGAAGAAAUGGCGAAACAGCUGGAGGAGAAGAUGCUGAGGCAGCUGGAGGAGGACAGGAAAAAGAGUGAAGAAAAAGAGAAAAAGGUGGAGUUGCAAGUGCACGAUGGGGAGGAAGACAUGGUGGAGUAUGUGCUACCCAAGGAAGAGGAAGCAGGGGAGUGCAGUUAUGAGACCACCCUAAGUUUUGAUCAGGACAUUCCUGAAGUUUGGGUGACACAGUUUGAUUACGGUGUAGAGCGGCCUGAGGAUGAGACUGCAGAAGAGGUUGUUGCAUCAAAGAUUCUAGAGACUGCUACGGCGAAGGAGAGAGAAUAUUUGAUAAUAGAGAGAGAAGCCAAAAUACAGCUUAGACUGGCGGCGCAGAAGACAAAGGAAUGUGAAGCGGCGAAGAGGCUGCUAGAGGAAGGAGAAGCCCUACGCAGGAGGAUGCAAGCGCAGAAGGAGAAACCGAAAGAUGUUGAGUCUAGGCUGGACCUCCUCACCGACGUUGUGAUGCAUUCCACCCAGGAAACCGCUGCGCUUCGUAAGGCUGUGGAAAAGAUAGAAACCCGUCAAGAAGAUCAGCGGGACUGCGAUCGUGAUAUGGUAGCAUACUCGCAGAGGACGGCUCUCAAAACCUUCUUAGAUGCUAUCUGCAACCGAUUUGAGGAUAAGACCAGGGCCAUGAAGACCGCAGAGAGGCUGAACAACAUUCACCUUAGGAAGUGGAAGAGUGUGUCAUCCUUGAAGGCCACAAUGGAUGAACUGUUGCAGACCGCGGAUCAUGGACUGACCCCCGAACAAAUUCUGAACAACUUCGCGAGAACCCUCCCUGAUUCCAUCAAGAGCAACCUCUAUGCUAAGAUCAAAGAGGACAGCGUGACUUACGACAAGUUCAGUAAGUUAGCAGUGGAGCAGGCUGGGUACCUCCAAGAAGCAAAUUGCCAUUGGUACAAGGACUUGGAGAAGGGAAAGGCUUGGAAAGGUAAGACCAUUGCAGGGAGUAUUACGGGCAAGGACAACCUAGUGGUAAUGUUUGAAGAAGGAGGUUGUGAGGCCCUCACUUAUGAUCAGAUAGAAUAUGGGUUAGAUGGGGACAGAUGUGGAGUCCAGGGAGGUGACUGCGCUGCUGUAGUCCGUGGGGGAGGACGCCGAGGAAAAGGCGGCCGAGGUAGAGGAGGCCGUGGUUGGGAGGAAAAGGACGUGGCUAUCAGGGGCAGUGCAACAAUGGAUGUUGUGCAGAGGGAGGUAGGGGUUAUGGACCCCCACAUGGUAACACCGGCCAUGCCCCCCAACAACAAGGCAGGGGUAAAGGACAUUACACCCUUGCCAACAAUGGCAAUUCGGGCGGAAGAGGAACGACACCACGGACAGCCAUUGUUACCUAGGCGACCAGACCUUUACGACACAGAUUACAGAGCAGGGCUAGGUGACGCUGCAGUCCAAUCGGUUCACCAACCAAAGCGACCAACAAUCAGGCUCUACCAUGAAGAAACUGGAAAAAGGAUUCAUCCCGGACAUACUUCUAAAGGACCGUUAGUGGACUCGUGCAACCUGCCUCAUCUGAAGACAAGACUGCGGCUGCCGUUAUGAUCAGGCUGCCAACGUCCCACAAUUUUCCAUCUUGACAGCAAUUGAAAGGCCGCAGAACAUUCAAUGUGCAGGGAAUUAGAAAAGACUCAGUAUCUACGAUGAUCAACCCAUGACGGACAUUUAAUUUCCAACUUUCAUUCUCGAGACUCAUCACGACCUGCUAAAUUUUGAAUCAAGCAUUCACCCGUUG